GCCGGGCGGCUCCCAGCGCGACUUCCUGUUGUGCCUGCGCCCGGCCGCCGCCGCCGCUGCCGCCCGGCACCCCUCGCCGGCUCCCCGCGGCCAGGCGCGAAGCCGCCCAUGGAUUUCACUUAGGGUGGCGGCAUGGCGGCGCAGUGCUGCUGCCGCAAGGCGCCCGGCGCCGAGGCCGCGCCCGCCCGCCCGCCGCCGGAGCCGCCGCCCGCCCUGGACGUGGCCUCGGCCUCCAGCGCGCAGCUCUUCCGCCUCCGCCACCUGCAGCUGGGCCUGGAGCUGCGGCCCGAGGCGCGCGAGCUGGCCGGCUGCCUGGUGCUCGAGCUGUGCGCGCUGCGGCCCGCGCCCCGCGCGCUCGUGCUCGACACGCACCCGGCCCUGCGCCUGCACUCGGCCGCCUUCCGCCGUGCCCCCAACGCCACCACCGCCGCCGAGCCGCCCUGCGCCUUUGCUUUCGCCACCCCCGGACCCGGGUCCACGCCCCCGCCCCCGCUGCCCGCCUUCCCCGAGGGUCCCGGAGCCGAGCCCUCCUGUUGCCCGCUGGCCUUCAGGGUGGACCCAUUCACCGACUAUGGUUCCUCGCUCACCGUCACGCUGCCGCCUGAGCUGCAGGCGCACCAGCCCUUCCAGGUCAUCCUGCGCUACACCUCGACCGACGCCCCUGCCAUCUGGUGGCUGGACCCCGAGCUGACCUACGGCAGUGCCAAGCCCUUCGUCUUCACCCAAGGCCACUCUGUCUGCAACCGUUCCUUCUUCCCCUGCUUUGACACACCCGCUGUCAAGUGUACCUACUCAGCCGUAGUCAAGGCCCCGUCGGGGGUGCAGGUGUUGAUGAGUGCCACAAAGAGCACCUACGUGGAGGAGGAGGGCGUCUACCACUUCCACAUGGAGCACCCCGUCCCCGCCUACCUCGUGGCCCUGGUGGCCGGGGACCUGCAGCCGGCAGACAUUGGGCCCAGGAGCCGUGUGUGGGCCGAACCGUGCCUCCUGUCCAUGGCCACCAGCAAGCUGUCAGGCGUGGUGGAGCAGUGGCUGAGUGCGGCCGAGCGGCUGUAUGGGCCGUAUAUGUGGGGCAGGUACGACAUCGUCUUCCUUCCCCCCUCCUUCCCCAUCGUGGCCAUGGAGAACCCCUGCCUCACCUUUGUCAUCUCCUCCAUCCUGGAGUGUGACGAGUUCCUGGUCAUUGAUGUCAUCCACGAGGUGGCCCACAGCUGGUUUGGCAAUGCCGUUACCAAUGCCACGUGGGAAGAGAUGUGGCUGAGCGAAGGCCUGGCCACCUAUGCCCAGCGCCGCAUCACCACCGAGACCUAUGGUGCUGCUUUCACCUGUCUGGAGACGGCCUUCCGCCUGGAUGCCCUGCAUAGGCAGAUGAAACUCCUUGGAGAGGAUAGCCCAGUCAGCAAGCUGCAAGUCAAGCUGGAGCCAGGGGUGAACCCCAGCCACCUGAUGAACCUGUUCACCUACGAGAAGGGCUACUGCUUCGUCUACUACCUGUCCCAGCUUUGUGGGGACCCCCAGCGCUUUGACGACUUCCUUCGAGCCUACGUGGAGAAGUACAAGUUCACCAGUGUGGUGGCCCAGGACCUUCUGGACUCCUUUCUGAGCUUCUUCCCAGAGCUGAAGGAGCAGAGUGUGGACUCCCGGGCAGGGCUGGAGUUUGAGCGCUGGCUCAAUGCCACGGGGCCGCCGCUGGCCGAGCCAGACCUGUCUCAGGGAUCCAGCCUAACCCGGCCCGUGGAGGCCCUCUUCCGACUGUGGACCGCAGAGCCCCUGGAGCAGGCAGCUGCCUCAGCCAGCGCCAUCGACAUCUCCAAGUGGAGGACCUUCCAGACGGCACUCUUCCUGGACAGGCUGCUGGAUGGUUCCCCGCUGCCCCAGGAGGUGGUGAUGAGCCUGUCCAAGUGCUACUCCUCCCUGCUGGACUCCAUGAACGCUGAGAUCCGCAUCCGCUGGCUGCAGAUCGUAGUCCGAAAUGACUACUACCCUGACCUCCACCGGGUCCGGCGCUUCCUCGAGAGCCAGAUGUCCCGCAUGUACACCAUCCCGUUGUAUGAGGACCUCUGCACUGGUGCCCUCAAGUCCUUUGCGCUGGAAGUCUUCUACCAGACACAGGGCCGGCUGCACCCCAACCUGCGCAGGACCAUCCAGCAGAUCCUGACCCAGGGCCUGGGUCCCAGCGCAGAGCCCAGUGCAGAGCAGGGUGGUGCUGGAGCAGAAGCCGAGGGGGACGUGGACACGCCUGCCCUGCUGCUCGGGGACGAGGCCCCCAGCAGCGCCAUUGCUCUCAGGGACGUCAACGUGUCUGCCUAGCCCAGACCUCCCAGACACCACAAUUGUGCCUUCUGUGGCCCAGGCCUGCCAUGACUGCACAUCGGCUCUGGCCACGAGCUCUGCCUGGGCCCACACAUGCCCCUCCUGUGGCUUCUCCCAGGGACUUCCUCGUGGCCAGCCGAGGCCCGUGGACAUGGUCCCCCCAGCUCUCUUGCACUGCAGGCCCCAGAGCAGCCAGCACACGCCACAUCCUUCUGUCUCAACACUGACUGCCGGGCUCUGCCCCUGGGGUGACGGCCCCACAGUCCCAUAGCGACCACCACACUGUGCCUUAUGUCUGCUGGGAGGCCUGAGCUGCGCUGUCCCCACAGCAUGCCUCCUGCAGAGCCCUACACCCCGAACCUGGGGUGAGCAGCCUCAGUUGGCCCCUGGCAGAGGGUCGAGGAUGCAGACACGCCCUCAGUGUGGGGGCAGGGGACACUGAGGAGAGAAUGGACAUCCCUGGGGAAGGGCCCCUGGAAAGCCUUAGCCCCUCAGGGAACAGGGGGCCCUGGGCCCCAGGGGAUGUGGGACAGGAUGUCUAUCUUGUGGCUGCUGGGCUAGUGUAACUGUGCCCGGAGGGAAGGUAGCGGGUGGUGCUGGUGCUCUUUUUAGGCCCACCGUGCUGGGAGAGGCCUGGGGACCCCACGCUCCGAGCUGGGCCACCCAGAAGACCUCUGUGACAGGGUCGCCGUGAUAUCCCAUUAAACCUCCACUCUGAAAACGACCUCCCAGCGUAUUCACCCCGGCCUUUGUCCUUUGCAUCUGCCUGAGUGCUCUGAGGCGAGGUCAGGAGCUGGUCGAAGCCCAUCCUCAGAUACAUAGGCCCCUAGCCAGAGGCAGGAGGAUGCUGGAUGGGGCUGAGGGUCUUCCUCUGCACUCCAGCCACUCCCGGCCAUCUGACUCUGCCCUGCAGCCUCUGGGCUCUAAGGGCCAGCCUUCCCUGCUCCUAGACCAGGCCUCGGGGCGCCCCAUUCGACCCUCAGACACCAAAACAAAGGUAGGCCACUUGUCACCACCCUUUGGGCCUUUCUCAGCGGUGGUUCCCCACCCCAAAGGAGUAAAAGGGAGAGGUGAGUGGUGGGGUGUUUCCUCAGAGGAGCGAGACAGGGUGGGGGCAGGGCUGUGACGGCCACUAGAGUAGGUCCUGAAGAGGCUGUGGUACAGAGGGGGAUCAGAAGAGGCACUAAGGUUGGGGACUCCCACUCAGGCCGUCACCAAAAGAACGGCUGAGCUGUGGGCUGUGGCCAUGAUGCAGCCACUGAGUUUAUAGGGUGGCGGCUGGGCUCAGGCCAACAGAGCAGCAGUGCUAUCUGGUUACAGGUCUCAUGUCAGGAUUACAUGCUCUGGUCCAAAGUGACAUGUUACCCAACCCACUGGCCAGAUUCAGGCCCAGAGCUUCCUUUUCACAAGGGGCCAGGACAUGGGACGGGAAAUGGCAGGCCAGCAACCCUGGUGUCACCACAUCCAGCCCCCAGGUCACCAGAUGUCCCAUUGACUUUUCCCUGCGCUUCAGACCCCCCUCCCCUGGAGGUGCCCCCCAACCCAGUCGUGACACAAGCCCAUACCAGUAGUCUCCAGGAAUGGGGGUCCAUGUACCAGCCUUGCACCAGGGCCGGGUGGGACUUCACUCAACCCAAGGACAUUCACCCUCCCUACAGGGAACAGAGACCAGGCCACUGCAACAACAUCCUGGGGGAGGAGGACAAGGUGCCUAGCAGCCCCUGUCCUGCCAGGCAGGUGCUGCAAGGGACCCUGUCCCAGGAAUGGGCAGCUCUGGGGCCUUGGCUCCACCCUCAGGGAUCCAUCCUCAUCCUGUCUUCUUGGCCUCUGAACAUGGCUCUGGCCAAGAAGCCCUCCUUGGGGGUUGCACUGCUCAGCCUCUCCCCUGCCAAGGCUGUGUGCAAGUCUCUAGUCCCAAACUUUCAGUCCUGGCUCUGAGUUUCUUUGGCAGUUCAGUUCUCACAAAGUGGUGGCCUCAACAUGCGCUUGGUUCCAGUCCUAUGGGCCUGCAGCCCUCCUGGAUGGUCACUGCUGAGAGGGGCCCACCCUGACAGCCUCUAUGGACUUUGGACAGCUCAGAAGCAGCUCUCAGCUGUCAUAACAGAAGUAACCACACCCAUAUCCUUGAUGUUGUCCUGGACCUUGAUCUGCCCUCUGGGGCCAGCAGGGUGCUCUUAGCCCGGGGGUCCCUGCAUCCCUAGCUUUUCUCAGUUCCUUUCCUCCCAGCUUACAAACCCAGAAUACUUUUCCAACCAUCUUUUCUUAGUAGUAUCUUCCCCAAUGCAGCCUGUGACCAACACGUGCUAAUGUUUCCCAACCUCUUCACCAGACCAAGUUAUUCAGGACGUCAUCGGUCUCAUGAGCCAUCACAGCUGUUUUCCCACAAGUUCCUCGGCUGCAGCAUUCCUGCUUUCAGUAAUGGGCCCCAGCCAGCCCCCAAGCCGGCAGCACACAUCCUGAGUAUUAGAGUAGCACCCUCGCCAAGGGGUUGCUUUCCAUACCACGCAGGCUAAAGUACACUCCAGCAACAGACAACUCUGAGAUACCAAGAUUUCAGCCUCCCGGGUUUAUUUCUCACUUGUGCUACUUGUUCACUUCAGGCCAGCAGUGGGGUGGGGGCUUCCUGGCACUGGGUCCUCAGGGAACCAGACUGAGGGAUGAUGGUACAUCUCAAACAUUCCAAGCACCUAACCACAGAUAAACAAGGGGCUCACACUGGUGAUUGGACACGUGGGGACCAUGCACCCCUUCUGUUCACACUGGCCUCAUGCAACCACUCCCACCUCAUAUAUUGCGGGACAGAAUUGAGUACUGAGGCAGCAGGAGGGUGGUGUCGAUGGAGCUGGGGGAGGGUCUGAAUAUCAGAUCUGCUGGGGCCCAGGGAGGUGGGACCUAGGCCAGAUGGCUUCCAUGAGGCAGGAUGGAGAGUUGAAGCCUGAGGAAGGGUGAGGGAGAUGCAAUUUGCAUGUAGAGCCUGCACUGCCCGCAGCCUCUCGGGGUCCGAGGGUCCAGAUAAGGUUUCCUGUGUCCCACAGGCCAUGUCUUGUGCAGUCCAGCCUCAUCCCUGGGGUACUUUUCUCCCAACACCACCCCCAACUUUUACUAGUGUAAGUCCCCCUGUUCUAGGUCAGAUGCCUUGGGCAGAACUGGAAACUUCCGACCUAAAGAUCCGGCUCACGGGAGAAGCAGUGAAGUAUUGGAAGGAGAGCCACUCAACACACCAAACCAACAGCUGAGCAGUCAGCCAGUCGAGGAAUCAGACGAGGACUUUCCAAUCCAAGGCGUUAAAAUCUCAGCCACAUGCGGGGCUGGAAAUAAGCCAUGGACAGGGAUAGGCAUUGGUGAAACAAAGGGCGUGUGAAAGAACCUGCCAGAGACCUUGAAAUGUUUUAAGGGACAAUUAUUAAAAAUGAAAAGCCAGUAAA
Myotis myotis is the source of this 5738-nucleotide messenger RNA. RefSeq names its product arginyl aminopeptidase like 1 (gene RNPEPL1). The transcript is spliced from 11 exons. NCBI's taxonomy places the organism in Eukaryota, Metazoa, Chordata, Mammalia, Chiroptera, Vespertilionidae. The record is from RefSeq and is a predicted model, not a curated record. Gene Ontology annotation, biological process: proteolysis. The coding region runs from base 133 to 2310 and encodes 725 amino acids. Gene Ontology annotation, molecular function: metalloaminopeptidase activity; zinc ion binding.